AUGGACGGCGAACGAGCACCUCUGUUGCCUAACAACGCCGAGGAGGAGGCGGCGGCCGCACGCCAGCCGCCCAUCCCCAUCUGGCGGCGAAAGCGCAGCAUACUCUGGGCACUUCUCGUCGUUGUCUCUGCCGCUGCCGCCGCCGUCGCCAUUUUCCUGAUUGUGCGUCCCGGCAGCCACGGCAAGCAUGGCAAGGAGCUCCGAUACCCGGGCGAGUCCAUCGCCUGGACACCCUGCGGCGAGAUUGCCGACAAGCCGGUCGAGUGCAGCUCGAUCGACGUGCCCAUGGACCAGUUCGACGACGAGCGCUCCGGCAACAAGACCUUUUACAUUCCGCUGAUGCGCCGUCGCGGCGGCGCCAACGCCACCACCAACAUCCUCCUCAACCCGGGCGGACCCGGCGGCAGCGGCCUCGACUUUAUGCACCGCAAGGCCGGCGCCGUGCACACCAUUGUCGGCGAGGACAAGUUCCACCUCUUGUCGUUUGACCCACGCGGCAUCGCGGGGUCGCGGCCCCGCGCCGAGUGCUUCGACAGCCCCGACCGCCGGCUGGAGCUGACGCCGCAGCUGACGGACGACCCGGAGCAGGACGCCAAGCUCUGGGGCGAGACGGGCAACUUUAUGCGCGCGUGCGCCGACAACAUGGGCGAGCACGGGCCGCACGUCAACACGCCGCAGACGGCCGCCGACAUGAACUCGAUCUUGGAUGCUGUCGGGCAGGACAACCUCUACUACUGGGGUUUCAGCUACGGCACCGUGCUGGGGCAGACGUACGCGACGCUGUUCCCGAAUCGCUCGGAGCGCGUCAUUGUCGACGGCGUGGUGGACGAUUUCCUGUGGUACGACGAGCUGCUCAUGGAGACGGACUUUGUCGACACGGGCAACGCCUUUUCGGGCUUCUUUGACGAGUGCGCCAAGGCGGGCGAGGCCUGCCCGCUGCACUUUGUCGCGGACACGAAGCGCGACCUGGAGCGCAACGUGACGCGUCUCAUCGACGGCCUCAAGGAGGACCCGGCCACCGUCUACGUCAACAGCACCUUUUUCGGCACCAUCAAGUACGAGACGGUCAUGGGCGGCGUCUUCAGCAGCAUGUACAAGCCUGAGGGCUGGUACGCGCUCGCCGACAACCUCGCGCAGCUGAUGCAGGGCAACGGUACCGGGGCCCUGACGGCCUGGGGCGGCCUGGGCCGCAACUUUAGCGACCCCGAGGCCGGCAUGAGCGAGUCGGGCCGCUUCGUCGAGUUCAACGACGCGCCCGCCGGCACCUCGCGCUGGCCCUCCAAGAAGCGCGACGCGCUCGACAUUAUCUUGCCGUUUGUCAAGGACUACCUGCCGUACAGCGCCAGCAACGUGGGUCACUACAUGGGCCGCGCGCAGUGGGCGAUUCCCAAGGCGCACGACUUUCGGGCGGCACGACACGGCGUCGAGACGCGGCACCCGCUGCUGGUGCUCUCGACGACGUACGACCCCAUCUGCCCGCUGGUGAAUGCGAAAGUGGCGCGCGGGGCGUUUGUCGGCGCGCGUCUCGUCGAGGUGCAGGGCUACGGGCACUGCUCGCUGGCGAUGCCGUCGCCGUGCUCGGCGCGCAUCGUGCGGGCGUUCUUGGAGACGGGGGCGCUGCCGGAGGAGGAGCACACCAAGUGCCCAACGGAGGGGCCGUAUUUCAUGAAGCCGGAGGAUGAGAAGAAGAAGAAGCAGAAGGAAGAGAAGGGCAAGAUGGAGGCGUUGGGCAUGGGCGAGGACGAGAAGCUUAUGGCGGCGCUGAGGGAGCUGACGGAUGCAAUUGAGACGCCUCGUAGAUGA
This is a messenger RNA of Akanthomyces muscarius, 1803 nucleotides long. RefSeq lists its product as uncharacterized. Lineage: Eukaryota; Fungi; Ascomycota; Sordariomycetes; Hypocreales; Cordycipitaceae. The record is from RefSeq and is a predicted model, not a curated record. Bases 1 to 1803 code for a protein of 600 amino acids. The transcript has a single exon.